UGCGUGUGCUGUACGCUCAUCUCUUCUCCUUCCAAAUCUCUCCCAUAGUAGCACACGCCUCACACCCUCUUUUCUCUCUUUCAAUUCCAUCAACAGAAGCUAUAAAACGCCACUCGACCUUCAAAUCCCUAGACCUACUCAAUCUAUCGAUUCUUCAGACGGCGAGAUGUCCGAUCGCUUGACACGUAUCGCGAUUGUCAGCUCCGACCGCUGCAAGCCCAAGAAGUGCCGCCAAGAGUGCAAGAAGAGCUGCCCUGUUGUUAAAACUGGGAAACUUUGCAUUGAGGUUUCCCCUGCCUCAAAGAUUGCUUUCAUCUCUGAGGAGUUAUGCAUUGGUUGUGGUAUCUGUGUCAAGAAAUGCCCAUUUGAAGCAAUUCAAAUCAUCAACUUGCCAAGAGAUUUGGAUAAAGAUACAACCCAUCGAUAUGGCCCCAAUACUUUCAAGUUACACAGGUUACCAGUUCCAAGGCCUGGGCAAGUUCUUGGUCUGGUUGGAACCAAUGGUAUUGGAAAAUCAACUGCUCUUAAAGUUCUGGCUGGGAAGCUAAAGCCAAAUUUGGGCCGUUUCAAUAACCCUCCAGAUUGGCAGGAAAUAUUGACCUAUUUUCGAGGAUCUGAGUUGCAGAAUUAUUUUACCCGCAUCUUGGAAGAUAAUCUGAAGGCCAUCAUCAAGCCACAGUAUGUUGAUCAUAUUCCAAAGGCAGUUCAAGGCAAUGUCGGACAGGUGCUUGACCAAAAAGAUGAGAGAGAUAUGAAGGCUGAACUCUGUGCCGAUCUUGAACUGAACCAGGUCAUAGACCGUAAUGUUGGGGAUUUAUCUGGUGGAGAGCUCCAGAGAUUUGCUAUUGCUGUUGUUGCCAUACAGAAUGCUGAAAUAUAUAUGUUUGAUGAGCCUUCGAGUUAUCUGGAUGUGAAACAGAGAUUGAAAGCAGCACAAGUCAUCCGAUCUUUGCUCAGGCCCAACAGCUUUGUGAUUGUGGUCGAGCAUGAUCUGAGUGUCCUGGAUUAUUUAUCAGAUUUCAUUUGCUGCUUGUACGGGAAACCGGGGGCAUAUGGAGUUGUAACCCUUCCCUUCUCUGUAAGAGAGGGAAUAAAUAUCUUUUUGGCUGGAUUUGUCCCUACUGAAAACCUAAGGUUUCGAGAUGACUCCUUGACCUUUAAGGUUGCAGAGACCCCACAAGAAAGUGCUGAAGAAAUUGAAACCUAUGCACGAUAUAAAUACCCAACCAUGACUAAAACUCAGGGCAAUUUUAGACUUAAAGUUAUGGAGGGUGAAUUUACUGAUUCUCAGAUUAUUGUAAUGUUGGGAGAGAAUGGUACUGGGAAGACCACUUUUAUUCGUAUGCUGGCUGGUUUGUUGAAACCUGAUAAUGUAGAAGGUUCAGAUGUGGAGAUCCCUGAGUUUAAUGUUUCAUACAAACCUCAAAAGAUCAGUCCCAAAUUUCAAUCUACAGUCAGGCACUUGCUGCAUCAAAAGAUACGCGAUUCAUACAUGCAUCCUCAAUUUGUUUCAGAUGUGAUGAAGCCACUUCUCAUUGAGCAAUUGAUGGAUCAGGAAGUAGUGAAUCUCUCUGGAGGGGAGUUGCAAAGAGUUGCAUUAUGUCUAUGCCUUGGAAAGCCAGCAGAUAUUUAUCUGAUAGAUGAACCGAGUGCUUAUCUCGACUCUGAGCAGCGUAUUGUUGCUUCUAAAGUUAUAAAGAGGUUUAUCCUCCAUGCAAAGAAAACCGCAUUUGUGGUUGAACACGAUUUUAUAAUGGCGACAUAUCUUGCAGACCGAGUUAUUGUGUAUGAAGGGACACCAUCGGUGGAUUGUAUUGCAAAUUCUUCUCAGUCCUUGUUGACUGGCAUGAAUCUCUUCUUAUCGCAUCUGGACAUCACUUUCAGGCGGGACCCGACCAAUUACCGACCUAGGAUCAACAAAUUGGACUCAACUAAGGAUCGAGAGCAGAAGUCUGCUGGGUCCUAUUAUUAUCUAGAUGAUUGAGACAUUUAAUGACAGGUCUGAAAUCAAUGCUCUCUGUUAUAUAUUUAUGUGGCGGGUGCUGAACUUUGUCCAUUGCAGUUGCUAAUUAUGAGAUGAAAAAGAAGACAUGUUCAUGGUGGGUAUCUGAUAUGCCGUUGAUAAGAAAAAAAGAGGUGUUGAUGGCUGCGGCGGCAGUGGUGUGCCGUUUAUUUUAGAAAAUUAUCGUAUGAUUAUCCUACUGUGUUGUUUUCCUUCAUGUUUUACUAACCAUUUUGGUUGAUAUUUGGUGAGUUAGAAGAAUACUCCUGCUCUUUUUUGGAC
Messenger RNA from Hibiscus syriacus, 2284 nucleotides. RefSeq names its product ABC transporter E family member 2-like. Gene Ontology annotation, molecular function: ribosomal small subunit binding; iron ion binding; ATP binding. Gene Ontology annotation, biological process: ribosomal subunit export from nucleus; translational initiation; translational termination. Bases 167 to 1984 code for a protein of 605 amino acids. The record is from RefSeq and is a predicted model, not a curated record. The transcript is spliced from 11 exons. Lineage: Eukaryota; Viridiplantae; Streptophyta; Magnoliopsida; Malvales; Malvaceae.